AACCGGAGAAAUUCGAAUAUGGAAGAAAUAUUAAGCGGAUUAGGGUUAUGGUUGCAUCUCUGAGAUUCUCCUGCUCCAGUUAUGGAAAUGGGGUUUUCAACCAUUUUGUUUUCCAAUUCAGACAGAGAGACCACAUGAACUUCACUUGGAUAUUCAGAAAUUUCUCCAAGGCUAUCCAUUCUCCUUGCAUCUCUGAAGUUUUCAAAGUCGACAACUUUGCAUGGAUUAUAGCUAUUCAUGUCGCUAAGAACGAAAGAACGGGAUCCAACAACCUUUCGCUUGAUUUACUGUUCUUGGGCUCGAAGAUUCUUCAUUCAAAUGGUAAAGUAUAUGCCUGCGAAUGGUGGACCAAAGGCACGGUUUGGACUUCUCUCGUGACGAUAGUCACUACCCUUUUUUGUAACUCUACCUCUCAAUGGAUGGCAUCAAAGAUGUUCACUCUUGUUUGAAUUUCUCUCUUGAUGAUGAUCAUAACCCUUUCCCCUAACGAUUAUGAGAACCUCCUACAUCUGUAAAAGAAGCUCCGUUCUCUUGGCUUUUCCAUCAUGUAAUAAAGCAUUGGUUUGGUGAAAAAGAAAGCUUUGGCUGGAACA
Molecule: messenger RNA, 593 nt
Organism: Tarenaya hassleriana
Lineage: Eukaryota; Viridiplantae; Streptophyta; Magnoliopsida; Brassicales; Cleomaceae
Exons: 3
Coding region: 48-449 (133 amino acids)
Source: RefSeq, a predicted model, not a curated record